UUUUGGCUGUCUCCUUGCAAAAGUAGCACGUCUUCCGCUCGCAACUCUCCGCGGUCUUUCUGUCCCUCGAUCUGUGUGGCGCUUUCCCCCGCGCUUCAAUGCAUCUUCUGCGCGUUCCUCGGUGUAGCCCAUUCAACCUAUUCUCCGCAGUGCUGAAAUAGAGAGUGAGUGAAAGGAGGGUGGCAAAAGAGAGAGAGACAGAGAGGAGCAAAGGGGCGAUACGGGGAAACACAAGAGAGAUAGUGAGAGAGAGCGAGAGAGAGAGAGAGCGGGAGAGAGAGGAGCAAGUGGGCGAUACGGGGAAACACACGAGAGAGAGUCCGAGAGAGAGAGAGAGAGAGAGAGAGAGAGAGAAAGAGAGGGAGAGAGAGAGAGAGCGGGAGGGAGAGAGAGGGGGGGGGGGUGCAAAAGGAAAAUUGCACAAUCCGUCAAAGCUCCCUAGCGCGCGGAUCUUUCGACGGCUGCACCAUUAAUUUGGACGGUCGGAAAGAAAGCUGAUGUCAGACCUACUUUCCUGUCCCUGCUUUAAAUACCGCAUUCUUCAUGCCAGUUGGCCGAGCCUGCUGACAGUGGAACAUAUUGCCGCCUCAACAGAAAACGACACCCUUCCUGAGCCUUCAUUGGCCGCUUAGCUGGGAAUAUCAACUGUGGGGCUGGUCAGAAAGAACGAGCAUGUUCAGCACGCGGGCACUCACGCUCCUGUCCUCUGUGUUUGGGGCUUGCGGCCUGCUCCUGGUGGGCGUGGCUGUGUCCACAGACUAUUGGCUGCUGAUGGAGGAGGGCGUGGUUCUGCAGCAGAACCAGAGCAUGGAGGUCAGGAUGGCCCUGCACUCCGGCAUGUGGAGGGUCUGCUUCGUGGCAGGACCUGAAAAGGGGAGAUGUGUAGCAUCGGAAUACUUCACCACUGAAGCUGAGAUAGACAUCGUGACCGAAAACACUGCAAAUAUACUAAAGAUGGUACGGACGGCCACACCGUUCCCCAUGGUUUCGCUGCUUUUCGUCUUCACCGCCUUCGUCAUCAGUAACAUCGGACACAUCCGGCCCCAGCGCACCAUCCUAGCCUUCAUCUCUGGAAUCUUCUUCAUCCUCUCAGGGCUGAGCCUGGUGGUGGGCCUGGUCCUCUACAUCAGCAGCAUCAACGACGAGGUGAUGAACAGGCCACGUGAGCCCGAGCACUUCUUCCACUACCACUACGGCUGGUCCUUCGCCUUCGCUGCCAGCUCCUUCCUCCUCAAAGAGGGGGCUGGGGUGAUGUCAGUGUACCUCUUCAUGAAGCGCUACGCAGAGGAGGAGAUGUACCGGCCCCACCCAUCCCUCUACCGCCCCCGCCUGUCCGAGUGCAGCGACUACAGCGGCCAAUACCUUCAUCCCGAGUCGUGGCCUCCUCCAAAGAGGGGCCGCAGCGCGUCUGAAGUCUCCAGCGACAUCUCCAUCCAGCUGAACCAGACGCCCCCGCCGCCCAAGGGCAGCUCCAUGCAGCAGCAGCAGGCCCCGUCCUCUGGCCCCUCCUCAGGCGCCAGCUACCAGCCGUCCUCCUCCUCCUCUUCCUACCCCCACCACUCCAUGUCCUCCCACCCCCUCCACUCCAGCCACCACACCAUGUCCUCCCACCCAAGCGGGCCCCCUCCCCAGUCCAUGCCCAUGGCCAUGCCCCCCUCUGCCCAGCCCCCUCCCCGAUACCACCAACACAUGCACAUGAGUGCCUCACCGUGCUAGAAGGGGGGAGUGAGGGAUGAGGGAGGGAGGGGAGGGGGGGAUAGACAGAGCAGGGGUUGGCUCUGUCGUACGUCCAACACACAGAGACAGAUGCAAACACACACACACACACACACACACACACACACACACACACACACAUGCACACAUACGUGCACACACAGAAGUGUGGGAGGAGAGAUGGAAGAGGGGAGGAAGGAAGGAUAUUUAGGAGAUCAAGAGAAAGAAGGGAAUGAACGAAGGAAAGAAAACAAGAUGGGUGGAGGAUGAUUCACAAUGGAUGCUGUGCUUAAAAUGAAGACAGAUAUUUUAAAAGAGGGAGAGAGAGAGGGAGGGAUAUGAUCAUCAUUUACACAAUAAGAAAAAGAGGGAGGAGGGGGGGGUUUAUAAGAAAGGGCAAUGCUGUUUUAGAAGAAAAAGAAUUUCGCAUUUCAAGCACUAACACACACAAGAAUCAAGAACAAAUUGUAUAUGCAUAGAGAUUUAUACUUAAACUGUAUAGACAUUUUUCUUUCUCUAAGUCCUGGAAAAACAAAUGUUGAAAUCUUAACCAUGUUUGUCUUUCAUGAGAUGUGUAUUCCUGUAUGAUUAGUUCUAUCAUUUCAUUCAUCGUUUGUAUUUGAGAGGCAAGAAUUGUGAGUACGAAGACGGAAAUCUGAAACAUCUGAAGAUCAUUCAAGAGGGUUCUGUGACUUAUCUGCACAUACUGUAACAUUUCAGACUCCCCAAGGGUUCCAAAAUGGUUCUUCGGCUUUCCCCAUAGGACAACCCUUUUUGGUUCCAUGUAAAAUCCUCUGUGAAAAGGGUUUGACAUGGAUUCUAAAAGGGGUCUAGCUGGAACCAAAAGGGUUCUACCUGGAAAGAAAAAGGGUUCUUCUCCAAUGAGGACAGCCUUUAGGUUCUAGCUAGCGUCUUUUGUGUGUGUGUGUGUGUGUAUAAAUGUCCAGGUCAUAGGCUUCAGCAUCCAUAAAAAAAACACUUGAAUUGUUGUUUCAUGUUUUGGACUAAAAUGUCAUGGUAAACAAAGGAAAUCCAUAACUUUCCAUCAUUUAGAAAUAUUUAUUUCUGAGAAUAUAAAAAAAAGCACCCAUUUUACUACGAAGAAUGAGAGCCUAUUUGCAGAUUCCAUGAGACAUAUGAUCCUCCUUUGAUUGCUAAUUAGCUUGAGUGUUCAUAUUCUAUAGCACAUGGCUGCUUACCAGUAGAGUAUCUUCCUUCUAUUCAUAGUUACCAAAAGAGCUUCCCAUACAGCAAUGGAGUAGAUUGAUGAACUAAAGACUGUGUUUGUUUUGAAAUGUUGACUUUUCUCCUUCUGACUGUGACUCGGUAUAUAUAAUACAUGCUGCCUAUGUAGCCUACCUAAUGCACAACAUGUUUACAUUCUAUUCUGAUGUUUAUUGGUAUCCUUAUACUAAAUGCAACACACACGCACACACACACACACACACACACACACACACACACAAACCAGCUGCCACAGUCCUGCUAUAACUACAUUUACUACUAUUUCUACUACUAAUAUCAAAAGAGAGAUUGUGACCAUUAUCAUUAUCUAUGUUUAUAAACAUCUGUAUUAUAAUAAUGUAAGUAAAUGCAACUAUAUAUGAAUAUAUAAUAAAACCAUAGAGGAUGUGUGAGAAAGAAAGUGAGAGGUUGAUAAGAGUUUAACAAUGUCUAAUAUAAAGCACAGAAAUCCACAUUGAGUGUACCAAACAUUAGAAACCCCUCCUCCCUCCUCAAUUCGUCGGGGCGUGGACUCUACAAGGUGUCGAAAGUGUUCCACAGGGAUGCUGAACCAUGUUGACUCCAACGCUUCCCACAGUUGGGUCUAGUUGGCUGGAUGUCCCUUGGGUGGUGGACCAUUCUUGAUACACACAGGAAACUGUCGAGCGUGGGAUAACCCUGCUACCAUACCCCUGUUCAAAGGCACUUACAGUACGUCUUUUGUCUUGCCCAUUCACCCUCUGAAUGGCCCACGUACACCCUCUGAAUGGCACACGUACACCCUCUGAAUGGCACACGUACACAAUCCGUGUCUCAAUUAUCUCAAGGCUUAAAAAUCCUUCUUUAACCUGUCUCCUCCCCUUCAUCUACACUGAUUGAAGUGGAUUUAACGAGUGACAUCAAUAAAGGAUCAUCGUUUUCACCUGGUCAAGUCUAUGUCAUGGAAAGAGCAGAUCUUCUUAAUGCUUUGUAUACUCAGUGAAUUUCACAAUAGCGUCUCUUAGUGAAUGAAGGUCUAAACGAGAGCAAAACAUGUCCAAUGGGUCUCUGUAGCACCACCUAGUGCUUUUGUUGUGAGUCUGAUUGCUCUCCAUCGAGGUUGAACGUUGCCUUUUGUGUCAUGACAUGCUCAUUUCUUCUAGCAAACCGAUAGCAAUUCUGGACUUGGGGGAUAGAAGAACGACUUAUAACAAAGUCUUGCAAUAUCUGCCUACAAAUACUGAACUAAUUCCCGAUCAAUGUACAUUCAUUUCAAUUUGAGACAUUGAAUUGCAUUCCAAUUGUUUUCCUAGUAUGAUGUGGUUGUUUUUCCGAAUUCCAGAUCUUUUCAUGCGACCAGAAAACUUGAUCUAAUGUUUUUUUAAUAUCUAUAUUGGGGUUUUUUUAUGUAGCAGAUGCACAUACACAUGUGAUGAGUGGUAGCAUUCGUUUGUUUGGGACCCAGGACAGCGAUGUACAGCCUAUAAUAUAGUAUAGAGUCAAAUAUAUGAACGCAUUAGCAAACAGGACUGGCUCCUGCUGGAGGGAAAACUAUAACAAAAGAAUAUUUGUAGCUUGUUCUGUAAUCAUAAUAGGUAGAAUAGUGUAGUGGUGUAGUUUUAUUAACUCUAUAGUGUAAAAUAUAGUAGGCCUAUUCUGAUUUGGUGUGAGAGGUUGAUUAAGAGAGAGAGAGGGAGAGAGAGAGAGAGAGAGAGAGAGAGAGGUGAAAGGGGUAGCUAUAAGAAUUGUAUCACAUUUUAUGUUGUCAAUGAAAUACUAUCAUCCUUUUGUUUUUCCUCAUUAUACUCCUCUGCUAAAUUGAGGUUUCCUUUCAGAGAGCCAUGUCUUGACCAGACCGUGAAUGUUAUUGGAGUUGAGGACGAUUGUGGUUUUUCCGUAGCUCAAGUGAGAUUCAUUGAUUUCCUCACGCUCCUUUUAUUGCCUUCACUUGUUUCUCCUCUUGCUUCCCACCCCGGUAAAUCCUACCUUUUGAACUUUAUUGAUCAUUUGUCUUGGUUUUGUCUCUCAAAUCCCCGUUAAUGUAAUGUGGGGCAGACUUGUUCCACCUGUCUCUUCUCUUUCCCGGCCUCAUUUUUCACUCUUUCUCCAUUUCUUUCUUCUUCUGUUAAUAAGGCGCUCUCUUAGAACCUGUCUUUGAGCUUAUUAAAAUGAACUGUGCCUAACAACAGUAGCGGAGAUCAAAGCUAUUAAUUAUGAUCAAGAUCAUUAUAUAAGUCUUAUUGUUGUUACUAUUAUUAUUAGUGUAAAUAUGUUACCCAUAUUUACCACAAAAUCAACGGUUUAAUGGUAAUAAUGACAUUUUCUUUUUGCUAAGCAAUGCACUAAUGAAUCUGAAGAGAUUGUUCAUACCUGAGAUACCAUUUGCUAUUGGAUCGAUGCCUGGGGGUUGCUGACUAACGUCAUUAAAUCCUAACGUGAAUAAAUCCUAGAGGUAAACCUGUGUGUGCUUAAUGUUUGUGGUCAGAUGUCUGGCACACACAAUCACACACACAAAACACACAUGAUCACACACACACACACAGACACAAUCACACACACAAAACACACACAAUCACACACACACACACACACACACACACACACACACACACACACACACACACACACACACACACACACACACACACACACACACACACACACACACACACACACACAAUCACACACACACAAUCACACACACAAAACACACACACACAAUCACAAUCACACACACACAAUCACACAAACACAAUCACACACACAAACACAAUCACACACACACAAUCACACACACAAGCACACUGAUGUCAGGAACUUUUAGAGCUGAAAAGAUCAACAUGGCUAAACUAUAUUGAGAUGAAAUCCUGUUUGCACACCGGUGUAGAGAACGAAUAGCAUGACUGGAGACUGACAUACUCAGUAUCUUGGUAAUGCCCCCUGCUAUUGUGUUUUAAUCCAAAGCUCUGCUUAUUUAAAGCCAUACGAAAUGUUGCAGUUCUGUGUGUGUGCGUGUGUGUGUGUGUGUGUGUGUGUGUGUGUGUGUGUGUGUGUGUGUGUGUGUGUGUGUGUGUGUGUGUGUGUGUGUGUGCAUGCGUGCGUGUGUGUGCGUAUGUGUGUGUGUGUCUGUGUGUGUGUGUGUGUGUAAUGGUGUUAAUGGGUGUUACGAUGUUUUACGUGUGUGUGAACUGUGUGUAGUGUGUGGACCAGAAGUCUCCACAAGAAUAGUACCAAACAAAAAUUGGGCCAACUGGGGACAUUUUGUUGGCCCCCCCACGAGACCAAAUGCUAUUUCUAGGGGGUUUAGGGUUAAGGUUAGAAUUAGUGUUAGUGUUAGGGUUAGAAUUAGGGUUAGGAGCUAGUGUUAGGUUUAGGGUUAAGGUUAGGUUUUUGGGUUAAGGUUAGGGUUAGGAUUAGGGUAAGAGUAUGGUUUAGGGUUAGGAAAAAUAGGAUUUUGAAUGGGACUGAAUUGUUGGUCUCCACAAGGUUAGCUAUACAUUACUGUGUGUGUGUGUGUGUGUGUGUGUACAGCGGUGGGUGGAGUUCGUGAUUUGGAGGCCCCAGGCAGAGGCCAGUCUGAGGCCCCCAUGGGUUUUAUAGUAAUGAUGUAAUUUCUCUGUAAGAAUGUAUUACCUUUUAAUGUUCCACGAACACAACCAGCAGUGAUGUUUUCAUCUGAUUGUCUAAUCACUUCAAAGAGUAGGUUAUGUCACGUUCUGACCUUAGUUCUUUUGUUAUGUCUUUGUUUUUAAGUAUGGUCAGGGCGUGAGUUGGGUGGGUUGUCUAUAUUCUUUUUUCUAUGAUUUGGGAUUUCUGUGUUUGGCCUGGUAUGGUUCUCAAUCAGAGGCAGCUGUCAAUCGUUGUCCCUGAUCGAGAACCAUACUUAGGUAGCCUGGUUUCACUUUUGAGUGGUGGGUGCUUAUUUUCUGUUCUGUGUUUUGUUUCACCGUUCAGGGCUGUUCGUUUUGUCGUUUUAUUGUUUUGUUCAGUGUUCAGUAUUUCUUAUUAAAACAAGAUGAACACUUACCACGCUGCACCUUGGUCCUCCUCUCCUACUCCCUCAUACGACGACCGUUACAGGUUAUCCUUUGCGCGUUCAUCCAAAAUAAUUCCAGCAUCCGAACAGUGCACUGUGCACCCGCCAACUUUCCUUUAAUUCCAAAGCUCUGCUUAUUUAAAGCCAUACGAAAUGUUGCAGUUCUGUGUGUGUGCGUGUGUGUGUGUGUGUGUGUGUGUGUGUGUGU
Oncorhynchus kisutch (coho salmon) is the source of this 7163-nucleotide messenger RNA. RefSeq names its product voltage-dependent calcium channel gamma-7 subunit-like. The record is from RefSeq and is a predicted model, not a curated record. Lineage: Eukaryota; Metazoa; Chordata; Actinopteri; Salmoniformes; Salmonidae. The coding region runs from base 673 to 1716 and encodes 347 amino acids. The transcript has 7 exons. Gene Ontology annotation, biological process: neurotransmitter receptor transport, postsynaptic endosome to lysosome; transmission of nerve impulse; postsynaptic neurotransmitter receptor diffusion trapping. Gene Ontology annotation, molecular function: channel regulator activity; voltage-gated calcium channel activity. Gene Ontology annotation, cellular component: postsynaptic density membrane; AMPA glutamate receptor complex.